AUGGUUCGCGAGGGGUUCGAACUUAUCGCUCAAGGCGCUGAAGCGCGAGUUUAUAAGGGUAUUUACUUGGGGAGGGAAACACUUGUCAAGGAGAGGUUUAAGAAAACUUACAGACAUCCGGAUCUUGACGAGAGCUUGAGUAAGGAUCGGGUGAAGAAUGAGAGUCGAGCCAUUGUUCGAGCUAAAAUAGCAGGAGUUUCUACUCCCACAAUCUUCUAUGUAGAUCUAGAAGAGCGGUCCAUCUACAUGGAGUACAUAAAUAAUGCGAUACCUCUGAAACUCUACAUAGACACGAAGAUUGAAAACAAAAUUGAUGAGAAAAUGUGGAUGAAUGGCCUCGGUGAGGCUCUGGGAGUAUUGAUCGCUAAACUUCACUCGAAGCAUCUUAUUCACGGUGACCUGACCACAUCCAACAUUCUCGUGAAAAAUGAACUGAUUGAGAGGGAAGAGACCCGAAAGGAUGCCUUUAUAUUCAUCGACUUUGGUCUCGCAAGAAUUGAUUCAACUGUUGAAGACAAGGCUGUGGAUUUAUACGUUCUUGAACGUUCAUUAUUGAGUUCACAUUCGCAAGUACCGGGAUUGUUCUCGGUAAUUAUGACUAGUUAUCAGGCACAUGUGGACGAUAAGCAAAGGAGGGAUAUUGUUGCCAAGUAUGAGGAUGUGAGAGCUCGAGGGAGGAAACGCCUCAUGAUUGGAUGAAUUAUUGUUGCCUUUUUAUUUUCUAAUAAAAAAUUAAUUUGAGCCA
This is a messenger RNA of Diachasmimorpha longicaudata, 745 nucleotides long. It is a transcript of the gene Prpk, whose product is annotated as EKC/KEOPS complex subunit TP53RK. Gene Ontology annotation, biological process: protein phosphorylation. Gene Ontology annotation, molecular function: protein serine/threonine kinase activity; ATP binding. Gene Ontology annotation, cellular component: nucleus; cytosol; EKC/KEOPS complex. The record is from RefSeq and is a predicted model, not a curated record. The transcript is spliced from 2 exons. Bases 1 to 699 code for a protein of 232 amino acids. NCBI's taxonomy places the organism in Eukaryota, Metazoa, Arthropoda, Insecta, Hymenoptera, Braconidae.